AUGAUGGUCGAGGCCCGCUACACGUCCGUCAUGCGCAGCAUGCGCAGCGGCAAUUACUACAACGUACCGAUUCGGUCCGACGCGUCCGCCAUGGCGACGGUCGCCGCGACGCUCGACGACCCCCUCGAGAGCGAAGCCGCGGGCGCGGCCUGGGGAACGACGACGAUGCGGCGGCUCCCAGCCGUCGCGAAGCGCCGCGACCUCAACGUCGCGCUCGACAGCGUCGCGCCGUCGAAAGACCCCACGGCCUUUCAGCUCGCGUUCGCCUUUGACUUGAACACGCUCGUGGCAUCGCUCACUGCGGGUCUGAGCAGCUCGAGCCACAGCUCGUCGUUCACGUCGUCGACGCAUAGCGCCAGCGCAGGCGAACCGGUCCCGGAGCCAGUGCCGGAGACCUCGCGGAUCGCGCUGUUGCCGCUCGGUGGCACAGGGCUGGAGAACGACGCGACGCCGCUGCUGCGGCAACGGCGACGACGUGGGGCGCUGUCGGGCGAAGACGACCUCGCGCGGUCGUAUGCGCCUUCUUCCUCUUCUUCUUCUUCUUCUUCGACGACGACGACGUCCGCCAGUGCACCCAAUAGUAUCAUUGCCUACAGCCUCCACAAGCGCAAGCAGAAGCGACUGGCAGCCAAAGCGCUCGCAGCUGCGUCGGGCGUGCACGGGCCAAACUUUGAGGUGGCCGUAGCAGACGCGGGCAAAGAGCACCAGCCGCAGUACGUGCCGCGCUACGUGCCUCAGUAUCAGUCCGACGUGACGUUCGUGGGGCCGUCGCGCCAUCGCGAACCUGUUGCGCUGGACCAGCAGAGUUACGCGCUAUAA
Molecule: messenger RNA, 819 nt
Organism: Hyaloperonospora brassicae
Lineage: Eukaryota; Oomycota; Peronosporomycetes; Peronosporales; Peronosporaceae
Source: the annotation of a GenBank genome assembly